This is a messenger RNA of Globicephala melas (long-finned pilot whale), 267 nucleotides long. RefSeq names its product developmental pluripotency associated 5 (gene DPPA5). Gene Ontology annotation, cellular component: cytoplasm. NCBI's taxonomy places the organism in Eukaryota, Metazoa, Chordata, Mammalia, Artiodactyla, Delphinidae. Gene Ontology annotation, biological process: regulation of gene expression. The record is from RefSeq and is a predicted model, not a curated record. Gene Ontology annotation, molecular function: mRNA binding.
AUGGGGAAGCUGCCCGAGCGGAACGACAUCCCACCUUGGGUGGGGACUCCCGAAGUCUUGACGGAGCCCAGGGUGUUCCAGGUCCAGACGGGGCUGUUGGAAGCCGUGUUCGGCCCCGACGGAUCUCGAAUCCCAUUCGUCGAGGAGGUGAGCAAAGUCAUGCUCCAGAUGAAGGGUCUGGAAGCUUCGGACCUCGCCGAAGUCAUGGUUUCCGGCUCUUACUUGUUCAAGUUUCAGACCAAGUGGAUGCUCCAGCCCGUGGCCUAG